Messenger RNA from Ostertagia ostertagi, 666 nucleotides. The record is from the annotation of a GenBank genome assembly. NCBI's taxonomy places the organism in Eukaryota, Metazoa, Nematoda, Chromadorea, Rhabditida, Trichostrongylidae.
CAUAGCUCUUCAUUGACGUAUUCCAGCUCUUAUCCGAACCAUGAGUGUUCUUGUACUUGCACUGCUUGUGGUAGCGGGCGUCAGCGGCCAGAUUUGUUGAAUCCGAGAAGCAAGGUGCAGCUGCACGCGUCAAGGACCUCAUCGAUAGGAAAAAAACAUGAUGAGCUAAUGAAGGCUGCAGAUCGCAUUUAUGAGCAAAAUCCACAGGCAUCACGAAGGAGCAUGCUCGAAUUGAAUGGAAUCUUGGCCGAACGAAGGGAAGCUAUCGAGAGCUCCUUGAGCAAACAUGAGAAAGAAGAGCUUUCAAAAAGAUUGGAAAAUUUCAAAAGAAGAAAUGUUGAUGAAGUGCAACCAAGAGGAGACUCCAUCGAGGAAAUCAAUAGAAAAAGUGGAGUAGCGGACGCGCUGUUCCAAGGAGAUAUAAUUCUUUCAAAAGAACAACAGGAGCAACUUGUUGCGGAUCUGACCCAAUUCGACCCAAACGGCAGGCACAAAAUGACAAGAGCUACCCUGGUCAUAGAUGGUCGUGAGGCCAGGACUGCUUUCAAGAAAGCAGCGCAGUUAUGGAUGGAUGACACGUGCAUCGACUUCCAGGAAUAUAGAGGCAACAAUUAUGAAAAGCUUGAUGUUCUGGCAAUAUUGCACUGGUUGUUACUGUUUAGAUGA